CGCACACACACGCAAAGAGAGAGAGAGAGCUCGUGGUGAGUCAUAUCGUUGGUCAUCGCUAUAGGUGAUUUCUGGGAAUAAAAGCAUGAUAGAGGUGCGAUCUAGGAGCUCCACCCCGUAGUAACAUCAGCACCAGCAUCACUAUCCUCCUCAAAGGGCAUGAGAGAGGACGCACGCGGACUGUCGACCUGCUGCACGCGCCCUGCCGUAGCGUUCAUGCAUCACAUCUGAAUGCUAAUAUGAGGGAGCCUAUGGUGUGCUGAAGGACUUCUGGAUACCGCUGAUUUACUGGACAAGUAGCAUGCCCGGCAUGCGCUAAGCCCAUCCAUAGCGUACUGAGAGAGCGCAUCAACGUCAAAGCCAGGAGGUCGACCAUGGCCUCCAACUCAGAUGCACUGCUGCAGUACCACCAGACUGUCUGUGCCCGCCAGCGCCCCCACUGCACAUGGAGGAAGUGUCGGCCUGCAAGGGUACUCGGCCUCCUCAUUGCUCUCGUAGCAAUAAGUGCAGUGGCCUUUUUGUGGCCCCGGCCUUCCCAGUGGGAAGAGCUACAGAGCCACACACCACACAGGACUCUGCUGUCCACACACCUGGGAAACCUCUCAGAGGACACGCCCGUGGCCAUGCGCUCAUCCGUGCAGUCGAAUGAAAGUCAGGGGGACUACCCGACUGACCUGUUCAGCCUAGAGGACCGCAGACGGGGCGCGGUGAUACUGCACAUGCUCGGAAUGAUGUACAUGUUCAUUGCCCUUGCCCUUGUGUGCGACGAGUUCUUCGUUCCAGCGCUGACCGUCAUCACUGAAAAACUCACAAUCUCAGACGAUGUUGCAGGCGCCACAUUCAUGGCAGCCGGGGGCUCGGCUCCCGAGCUCUUCACUUCUGUCAUUGGCGUCUUCAUUUCCCACAGUAACGUGGGCAUCGGGACCAUUGUUGGCUCUGCGGUGUUCAACAUCCUGUUCGUCAUUGGGAUGUGUGCCGUUUUCUCUAAAGAGAUCCUGAACCUGACGUGGUGGCCUCUGUUCAGGGAUGUCUUCUUCUACAUUGUUGGCCUCAUCAUGCUUAUUGUUUUCUUCCUGGAUAACUACAUUACAUACUGGGAGAGCAUUAGUCUGCUGCUGGCCUAUGCUUGCUAUGUUGUGUUCAUGAAGUUCAAUGGAAAUGUAGAGACUCUGGUCAAGGGCAUCAUUUACAGAAACCAGGUCGUAGAGGUGGAGGCUCAACCGAAGCUGAGCCCAAAUGGAGUGGAAGAUGACAGCAAAGUGUCGGCUAAACCCCGGCUUCAGAGAGGAGGAAGCUCCGCUUCGUUACACAACAGCCUGAUGAGAAACAGCAUCUUUCAGCUAAUGAUCCACACGCUUGACCCUUUGAGCGAAGAAUUCGCUGACUCUGAACUGGGGACUUAUGGCAAGCUAAAAUAUUAUCACUCAAUGACCGAAGAAGGAAAGUUCCGCGAAAAGGCUUCCAUCCUUCACAAAAUUGCCAAAAAGAAAUGCCAGGUGGAGGAUUCAAAUGGGGUUGCUGAUAAAAAUUUGCCGAACAGCUCAAGUGUGGAGGUGGAUGUGACCCCACCCAUGAACGGCACUGCUGGGCCGGACGGUGAAACGGGUGAAGAAGACGAUGAGGAAGAUCAGCCUCUUAGCCUCUCGUGGCCAGAGAGCGGCCGUAAGCGCUUCACAUACCUUUUACUCCUACCUAUCAUCAUCCCUCUGUGGAUAACUCUGCCAGAUGUGAGGAAGCCGACUUCCAAAAAAUUUUUUCCCAUCACAUUUCUGGGGGCAAUUUGCUGGAUUGCUGCCUUCUCAUACUUGAUGGUCUGGUGGGCUCACCAGGUUGGAGAGACUAUAGGCAUCACAGAGGAGAUCAUGGGACUGACCAUUCUAGCGGCUGGAACCUCAAUCCCUGAUCUCAUCACAAGUGUUAUAGUAGCACGGAAGGGUCUUGGGGACAUGGCGGUGUCCAGCUCUGUGGGCUCUAACAUAUUCGACAUUACUGUGGGGUUACCGUUCCCAUGGCUGCUAUAUUCCAUCAUAAACAAUAUGGUUCCAGUAAGGGUGAGCAGUAAUGGUCUGUUCUGUGCCAUCGUGCUGCUCUUCAUCAUGCUCAUCUUCGUCAUCAUCUCCAUCGCCGCCUGUAAGUGGAAAAUGAGCAAACUGCUGGGCUUCAUCAUGUUCCUUCUCUAUAUUGUCUUCCUGGUGGUCAGCGUUCUGUUGGAGAACAAGUCUAUUGUCUGCCCUAUCUCCGUCUAGCCACCUGUCUUCUUCACACGCAAACACACACAUCUUCAUGAAGCUAAAGACACUUCAUACAAGUAUGUUCUCUGUGACAUCACAUCUUUUCAUUAGGUGUGGUUGAAAAUAUCGAUUCAAACAUGAAUCGCGAUUCAGUCCUCUAGCGACUCUUAUCGAUUCACAGAUUUCACAAAAUCGAUUUUCUAGUUAAUAUAAAAAUUGUUGAUGUUAUCGGAACAAAACAGGUGGAUUAUUUUGGGGUGCCGCACCCGUACAGUCGAGAGACUACACAGCCUCAGCUCAGCAACAGCGAUGGCGGGGGUUAAAGAAAUACACCAGGGCUCCAGACUGCAACUAAAAACGAAACUUGUUCUUUGACAAGUAGGCCUACUCUCGCAUGUGCGACCUAUAUAUUUGCAAUUUCUUGUAUUUUUUUCAUGUGGAACGACAAGAAGAAACGCCAGCACGCCACCAGUGCAGGCUGUGUUUGAUAGUCAACUGCGCGUGCAUGGGUCACUCACAUGUCACUGGAGUUUACCGCUGGCACAGACACGCACGCGCACAAUCCAGAUCCUCAUUGACAAGUUUAUAAACGCACAACGUGAGCGCAUUACUACGAGUUGCUGUUUUCUGUAUCUGAUUUCUUGAGCCCACGGACAAACGAUUUGAUGUAGGAGACGUUUAAAACGAAACUUUCCGCGGAGGUGUUCAGAAAACGUAAUUUAUCUGUGGAUUACUUGAGAGACAUCUCUGAAUCAUUUUAAAUCCGUUCACUGCAAGAAACAUCGACAGGCGAAUGUUUUGUUAAGCUUUAUUUGACGUUACGUGUUGUGAACAUGAGGAAAAGUGUCCUUAAUACACAAUACAAUCAUCGUAAGAACAUAACACGAAGCCUUCCAUUUGCUUUAAUGUCUAACACUGUAAACAAUUAAAUUACAUACUUUUUGACAAUCACAAUUUCUGUAGGUUCAAAUGAAUUCAGAUUACAGUCUCUCUAUAUAGCACCUAUCAAUAACGAAGUUGCUCUGUAGACAUUGCCUCUUUUUAAAUAGCAGAAUCAAAUCUGCUGUCAUCAAUUUAUUUUUCAGUACCAGUAAUACAGUUAUUUUGAGGAACAUGUGAAUAAAUGCAUUGCUGACUGAUUUAAGGUGUGCCCCUUAAAUUUUUUGCUUGCGCUCCUAAAAAUUUCGGUUAGGGGCUACAGUGCUCCUAGUAAAAAAAUCGUCUUGCAGGUUUUUGGAAAUACUUUGGAUUUGAUCAACUCUAUUGUAAGAAGGAGCUUGACAAGACUUAUUUGUAAAACGAUGAUGACACUUUUUUGAGAACACUAAACGUAAAGACUCACAUCGAACGCCAUCAUGCCACCAAAAUUGAAUAAAAUCUAAAUAUAUAAGAAUACAAUUUUGAGGAAGAAUCGUUUAUUAAAAAUCGAAAAACCGUGAAUCGUUUUAAAAUCCUAUCGUGACCCAAAGAAUCGAGAUUAAAUCAAAUCGUGAGGUACCAAAAGAUUCCCACCCCUACUUUUCAUCCAACAUCAAUCCAACUACGUGAAACACAGGACUCCUUACAACAAGGAGUGUAAAAAAUAUUCUAUUAAACCAAAUCGAGCAACAUGAAAGUUUUUGUGUUACUAAAUGGUUUUAAUAUCCUGCUUCUAUGUUUUAUGCUCUCUGCAGGGUGCACUAAAGAUUUAUAACCACACAGACGUUUGGUCAUUUCUCAGUCUCUGUAGGGCGCUCUUACAUGCUGUGAACAUGCGGCAUCACUGACUAAUACCAUAGAGAGUUCAUACAGUGCAGGGAUUUGACGACAGUUACAACGAGCCAAAUAGUUUUUCAGCAUUUAUUAAUACUUGUUAAUGUUAGUUAAUAGUGAAUGGUUCAUUAAUUAACAGAUACAAUGUUUUAUUUUUUCAAGAUGUAUUUAAAAAUGCUGAAAUUGAUAUGAACUAGAUUAAUAAAUGCUGUAAAAGUAUUGAAGCAUUGUUAGUACAUGGUAGCGAAUGCUUUAACUAAUUGUUAACAAAUAGUGUUACCGAAAAUUCCUUCCCUUCUCUAAUAAUGUUUCGUCUACUUAUUGCGUAUUAUUAAUUUAUUUAAUUAUAUAACUAUGUAAAUUUUUAACAACACAACCGUUACAUGCCUAACUCCAAAUAUAUAACAGUCAAUAUCUGAUUGGUGGUUAAUUUGAGACGGAAUGGAUGAAUGUGAUCAUGUGUUGAUCGUGUUUAAACAAAAAACACUUCUGGUCCUACAGCGGUAUUAGUGCUAACCCCAAGUAUUUGAGUGCUUUAUUUUGUCACCUAAUAUUUCACGAGGUCUCAUUUGCUGGCUUUCAAGGGCACCGGUAACCCCUUCACUAAAGCCUGUACAAGUGAUUUGCAAUACAGUGGCAAAGAACGUCUUUAAAUGGAUGCAGAACGUCAAUCAAGAAACACUGAUCUAAAUAUUAUUUUAUCUGCUUGUGUGUCAAGAGGCCAAGAAACAUAAUUGGACGCAUUGUGAUGUAUGAUUCCUCAUCUGUAAAUGGCUGCCAUUGAAGCUCAACUUUCGGUUUUAAGAGAUUUUAAAAUUCUGCAAAGUUCGGAACACUUUUGUUCAUAUAGGAGUUCAGCUGCAGUGUCGAUUGUGGUCGUACACCAACUGUUCAAAAACGCCUCGUGCACUAGAGGAUUCUACAAAAUGAAAUGCAAAAAGUAUAGGUAUGAAAGAGCAACCUUAGUAUGCGCUCAUCUAUGAAAAAAAACAUGUUAAAUAAUAAUACAAAGGGAUAUGUGUAGGUGCUUAUAGUCUGUAGUUAGGUGUUAAAAUAACAUUUAGACAUAUAUUAGGCACUCAAAGCUGCUAAAACCAUAUGCACGGAUUUCCCUAAAUAGUAGGUCUCUGUGUUUUUGGACUGGACCUCUCUGCCUGUCAGAAAUUCUACAAUCUAAAGCAGUCGAAAAUACAUGCAUGGAAAAGUGUAGUUUAAAUUCAAAUGUUAAUUCAACCUGUGCUCAUUGCUUUACUGUAAGGCUAAAAGAUAACACAUUUACCUACUAAUAAAAAUAGUCUUUUGGUAACAAAAGAGAGUUAAUGUGUUAGCGCUGUUUAAAGUUAUUCUAGCUAUGUAUAAUCACAAGCCUUUACAAAUAGCGCAAUUCAUGUUCCUUCUAAAGGUGCUUUAGGAUAUAAUCUGUACAGAGACACUUGAACUAAUAUAGACACAAAACUCACUGAUGAAUACUACUCACAAAUAACAUAACAGUACACAAGCAUGAAAUCAUUUUUUAUUUGUGGAGGCAGAAUCUCUUUAAAUACAUAUAUUAAACUAUUUGCUCUCUGUAUUUAUUAUGAAUAUUUUGAUGUGAUAUGCUCAGAAAACCUACACACAGCUGACCAUCUUUUACAAUGUACCUUUACUUUGUAUAUUCUGCCCUCUGGUGGGGAAUGAGAAGUGUUUUCACGCAUCGUGCUCUAUAUUACCACUCCCCAAGUAAUAUGCAUAUAUAAAAUGAAUUAUUUUUACUUAUUAGAAGCAUUAAUGAGUUCACUGCUUGUUUAUUUGUUUAGAAGAUUGAUAAACAAAACAUGAUUUAUUUUCUAGAGAUAGCGAAGAUGUAUUUUUGUCCCAAAAUGUUGACAACUGUACAACUAUUUAUUUUAUUUAUUUAUUCAUCAGACAUACAUUUAACUUAUAUAAGCUAAAAUAGACUUUACAAUUUCUUCAAUGUUUUUUGUAAAUGGAUGAUGUCAAUAGGAAUGUUACUGGUAAGCAAUGUAGCCCUUUCCAGGCAUUUGGAAUAGUUUUUACCAUUUUCUUUCCCCCAAACUAAAACUGAUCUAAAAUGUAUCAUCAGUAGUUCUUUACAACCCUUAUGUCAUAGGCCAUACAUACUACUACAGUAUUUAUUUCCUUCACUUGCAUCUGCUUUUCAAAAUUAUUUUGUAUUUAUUUUUAAAUAUCUGUUCUGUCUUACAAGAGGGCUGUAUAACUACUCAAUAGUUACGUGCUUACCCUGUUUUACCUUUCUCUUGUGUUCAGGCAGGGUUUUGACUUUUCAACUGUCUCCUGGUUGUCAAAUUCUCAUUGAAAGCACUUUGCAUUGACAUGUGUUUGUUUUUUUGUUUUCCUGCUCAUGACAGAUUUAUGGCUUUUAUUUUCUUCUGUUGAAUGAUAAAUCUGAAAGCUUGCCCUGAAUUUAUAUUAUGGAAGUUAUUAUACAGUGGAUUUAAGUAUGUUCAGCCGUCAUACAUACAUUAAUCCCUCUGUGCUUGUAGAAAAUUUAACAUCAUUAUAAUCACUUUAUGACAGAGCCCGAUUUUGAUCUCUUCCUGGCUUCUCAGAGUUUACUGUCACUGUCUCCACUGUUGUCUUUCUUUAAGAGCAUAUGCAAACAGGACUUUUUUAAAUUCAAUUCACACCUGGUCAUAGACACAGCAUGUUAAAGCAUCUCCAUCGUUCAAUGUUUAAUGUUCCAUUUCCCUAGUGUUCAUAUGAGUCAUCUAAACAGUACAGCUAUACAGACACUAAUACAAUUGUACAAUCAGAGUAUAGAGAAUAUGUUUAUGUAAAUGCAAUGUAAUAAAAUGAAUAAAGGCACAUAUACUGUA
Molecule: messenger RNA, 6820 nt
Organism: Triplophysa dalaica
Lineage: Eukaryota; Metazoa; Chordata; Actinopteri; Cypriniformes; Nemacheilidae
Product: sodium/potassium/calcium exchanger 2-like
Exons: 12
Coding region: 375-2246 (623 amino acids)
Biological process (GO): long-term synaptic depression; calcium ion transmembrane transport; long-term synaptic potentiation
Cellular component (GO): membrane
Molecular function (GO): calcium, potassium:sodium antiporter activity; calcium channel activity
Source: RefSeq, a predicted model, not a curated record